Messenger RNA from Mandrillus leucophaeus (drill), 2318 nucleotides. It is a transcript of the gene WBP2, whose product is annotated as WW domain binding protein 2. The record is from RefSeq and is a predicted model, not a curated record. NCBI's taxonomy places the organism in Eukaryota, Metazoa, Chordata, Mammalia, Primates, Cercopithecidae. Gene Ontology annotation, cellular component: nucleus. Gene Ontology annotation, molecular function: transcription coactivator activity; chromatin DNA binding. Gene Ontology annotation, biological process: positive regulation of DNA-templated transcription. The transcript has 8 exons. The coding region runs from base 490 to 1278 and encodes 262 amino acids.
AGGGGACUGCUCGGCCCUCCCACGCCAUGUCCAGGUCGCAUUCGGCCACCGGGACUUCCCUUAACGCUCGGCCGGGGUCCCCAGGCUCGCGCCCCUGACAGCAGCCGAACUGUUUAUUUCCGUCCGGCUGAAGAGGCGGGGUGGAGAUGGCACAAGCCGAUUGGUUAUGUAAAUUGUGGAGCCAAUUUCGGCCUAUGAGCCAGGAGACUACAAGUUCCAGAAUGCAUCCUUCCUCCAGCACAGGGAGAGGCCGAGGUUGCGGGAGCGUUGCCUGCUGGGAAUUGUAGUCUUCAUCUUGUUUGUUACGCAGGCGGAACUGGGGGGAGGGAGUAAACUAUUACCACGUGACGUUCGGGUCAGGGGGUUGGGCCAGCCUCCGCGCUCGAGCUGUGAUUGGCUGACUCUAAUAAGAAGACGCCACUAGGGGCGGGGCGAAGAGGGGCGCAAGCUCACUGCGUUUUGAGUCUCGGGACCCCUGUCGGAGAGACUAUGGCGCUCAACAAGAAUCACUCGGAGGGCGGCGGAGUGAUCGUCAACAACACCGAGAGCAUCCUAAUGUCCUAUGAUCAUGUGGAACUCACAUUCAAUGACAUGAAGAACGUGCCAGAAGCCUUCAAAGGGACCAAGAAAGGCACCGUCUACCUUACCCCUUACCGGGUCAUCUUUCUGUCCAAGGGCAAGGAUGCCAUGCAGUCCUUCAUGAUGCCAUUUUAUCUCAUGAAAGACUGUGAGAUCAAGCAGCCCGUAUUUGGUGCAAACUACAUCAAGGGAACAGUGAAGGCGGAAGCGGGAGGUGGCUGGGAAGGCUCUGCUUCCUACAAGUUGACUUUCACGGCAGGGGGCGCCAUUGAGUUUGGACAGCGGAUGCUCCAGGUGGCAUCUCAAGCCUCCAGAGGUGAAGUCCCCAAUGGAGCCUAUGGCUACUCUUACAUGCCCAGCGGGGCCUAUGUCUAUCCCCCGCCAGUCGCCAAUGGAAUGUACCCCUGCCCUCCUGGCUACCCCUAUCCACCGCCCCCGCCUGAGUUCUAUCCAGGACCCCCCAUGAUGGACGGGGCCAUGGGAUACGUGCAGCCCCCACCACCGCCCUAUCCUGGGCCCAUGGAACCUCCGGUCAGCGGCCCCGAUGUCCCCUCCACUCCUGCAGCCGAAGCCAAGGCCGCAGAAGCAGCCGCCAGCGCCUACUACAACCCAGGCAACCCUCACAACGUCUACAUGCCCACGGUGAGAGAGCGUGGCAAGCCAGCCGCCACCACCUCCCUACUACCCACCGGAAGAUAAGAAGACCCAGUAGGCCCUCCUGCCUCCCUGCCUCCCACCCUUAUCUCUGUACCCUACCCCUCCCAUUGGGACUGCACUGGGGCUGGGGGAGGGGGCGCCUUGUUAUCCCUCCAGGUCUGAUCAUAAACAAUUACCAGGAACUAGCAUUGUGGGACAUUAGGGCCCCCGGCCUCAGGAGAGGUGCCGCCCAGCUUCCCAUGCCAGCCCAGAGCCCACAACGCUGCCCAGUGUGCCUCACUCACUGUCUGGGGCUCUCCUGGGAGCAUGGGGCAUCCCCUGUUCCUGUUUCACUCUCAGCUUCUCCCCUCGAAGGGACUCUCUGGCCACCUCCUCCACCGCAGUCCAGCUCCCUCAGUCUGGCAGCCACUGCUACACUCAGCCUCAUGAGCCACUUCAGACCAGCCAGGUGUCUUCCCCGGCCCUGCCAGGCCCUGCUCACAUUCCCUCCACUGGUCUAUGCUGGUCUCAGAAGGCCACCGUGUCUGCAUUCCACUCAGCCAAGGUCCAGCUGCAGCCCUGCCACUGUCCUUCCCUUCCUUGUCCUGAGUCAUGCUGUUGCCACCCCAUGUGACUUUUGAAGCUGUAAAAUGAGCUUCCAGGGCUUGGGUGGCGUCGGGGCAGGGCCGCCGAGGCGGGGAGGAAGUGCUUCUGCCUUUCGCUGGUGUUUCUGGAAUUUGCUUUCCCUCACCUCUCACUUCCCUCUAGAAGGAGCUUCCUGACUGGAACCAGAGAAUGCAUGUCUGUCCACUUUUGGGCUGCUGGGUGGGGCUGGAAACAAGGGCCGCUGACCCUUCGUGCCGGCCGGGACCUGCCACUAGCCCCCCAGCCUGCUUCUUCCCCUUAAGCUUCGUGCCCCUGGAUGCGCUAACAUUCGCUCUUGUUUGUUCCUGGACUGGCCAUGAAGUGAGGAGAUGGUUAUCUAAAGAGAAUUCCCUAUUUAUUUGACAAAAAAUCCAGUUAAUAUAUUAAUGUGAAAUAAACCCUGUUUGCACCUUGAUUUGUUUGCUGAAAAUGUGAAAUAGUAAAAAUAAAUAACUGGA